AUGCUGGAGGUGAUUGGUGCUGGUAUCGGCCGCGACACGAAGGACUACUCGGUGGAGUACAAGAACAGCAAGCUGUGCGAGUACAACGUGGAGAAGGCCCUUCGCCUGGCGGAACCGUCGACGGAGUUUGUGGCAUUUUCGACGCUGAACUGGACGCCGAUGGCGACGAGCUUUGGCAACCAGCUCAAGGAGUGCGUGACCAAGUGCUUGCAGACGUACUGGCGCAGUCCCCAGUACAACUUUGUGCGUCUGGCGUCGUUCCCGUGGUUCGCGUUGGUGUUUGCCACGACGUUUUACAAGUUGCCGCGCGACAACGUGUCUCAAAUCAAGUCGCACAUCGGGCUGAUCUACAACUCGAUGGAUUUCAUCGGGAUCAUCAACUUGAUGACGGUGCUCGACAUCACGUGCUUGGAGCGUGCUGUGUUUUACCGCGAGCGCAUGUCCAACUACUAUGGUCCGCUGCCGUACAGUCUGUCGCUGUUUGCGUCGGAGGUGCCGUACUUGGUGGUGGCAGUGUCGCUCUUUGUCUUUGUCGAGUACUGGAUGAUCGGUUGGGUGCCCGAGUACUUUGUGUUCUUCUGGGUCACGUUCUUCCUGUACACGUCGAUCUGUACGUUCUUCGGGCAAUGGAUGUGCGCGCUGUGCCCGAACACCAAGGUGGCGAACGUGGCGGUCGGUGCGCUGUCGUGCAUUUUCAACUUGUUCAGCGGGUUCUUGCUGCCGUACCCGAUGAUGGCGGACUGGUACAAGUGGAUCGUGUACGUUGUGCCGUCGAGCUACUCGCUGCGUUCGUUGGCGGUAAGCCAAGUGGGCAUCUGCGUCACCAACAGCGAUGGCACGAAGACCGGCAACGCGUGUAUGCCGUUGGUUGGCCAACCCGGGUACACCGGGACGGUUGCCGAUUGGGUUCAAGAACAGUUUGACUUCAGGCCCGACAACCGGUACAACUACAUGCUCGUGCUGAUCGGGAUGUGGGUCAUCCUGCAGACGUGCAUCUACUUGACGCUCAAGUACGUCAGCCACUUGAAAAGAUAG
Messenger RNA from Aphanomyces invadans, 1035 nucleotides. RefSeq lists its product as hypothetical. Gene Ontology annotation, cellular component: membrane. Lineage: Eukaryota; Oomycota; Saprolegniomycetes; Saprolegniales; Verrucalvaceae. Gene Ontology annotation, molecular function: ABC-type transporter activity. The record is from RefSeq and is a predicted model, not a curated record. The transcript has a single exon. The coding region runs from base 1 to 1035 and encodes 344 amino acids.